AUUUCGCACCAAGCCCGUACCGAUGGAAUUCCGUUAAAUAAUGUUCUUCUAUAAGUUACUAGGGUUAUAUGAGUUCUAAGUAAUCAUAGGAGCGCACUGCGCAUCCUAGACGAUUAACGUUGUUACGCUUUUUUGAAAAGUUGGCAUGAUGUGACCGACAUUGUUGUCUGGUUUCGAGGUCCGUUUGGUUCUUGCACAAGAACUAGCUGAGAUACGUAAACCGCCUAAUGGAGGAUGUAGUUGUUAAUUUUUUUUUAAUUCUUUUUAGUAUUUAAGUAAUUAUUAUUAUUUUAAGUAUCGGUAUAAGUCCACAAUAUAUUACUAAACUCAGACUGAUGUUAAAGUGUUUUACGUAUUUAACAGUUUAGGCUUAAUAAAAAUUGACAAAAAUCAAUAUUAGAUGGUCAUACACACACACACACAGAAAUUAUUUUCUUUAUGUAUCAAGUAACAACCAAACAAUUUAAAUAAACAGAAAAUAUAUUUACAUAUUUUUAUGAAUUUAUUUUGGAUUUUUACUAGACAUUUUUUUUUUUCUUUAAAUUUUUAAAUUAAUAGUAUUGAAGUAGUAUAAAUCAUGUCGAAAAGAGUAGUAAAAAAAAUCGAGACAGCGCCAAAGAUUGAAAAGAACAUUAAACCAAUACCGAAAUCGAAAUUACCAAAAACUCCGGUCGUGAAGAAAACAGUCAUUCCAAAAAAACUCACCGUGCAAACUAGCGUGGACACAAUACCCAAACCGAGUUCGGCAGAACUCAAAUCGGAAACCGAUAAAGUUAUCGAACGUUGGGAGAAACUGGUGUCGGAAUCGUACACGUUGAGCUGUAGAAGGACUGCACAAGAAACGUUUCUCGGAGAAUAUUCAAUAUCCACGUCAGACGAAAAGUUGUCGAUUUCCACGGUAAACGAAGGAAACCAAAAAGACGAUGAUGUUGAAAAAGCUGAACAAGCUGAGAUAAAGCUGAAUAAAAAGAGCAUUGGUGAUAAUAACACAGUACCAAAACCAAUAGACAACGUACAAAAGUUAAAGAUUGAACUUGACGACGAAAAAAAAACCAGAAAAUUAUUGGAGGAUCGUUUACAGAUUUCUGAAAAAAAAGAUAAAGAAGCUAGACUAGCUUUGGCAACAAAUAUCGACGAGAUGGAAUCGUUGACAUGCGAAAUGGAAAAACUACAAAACGCCAACAGCGUGCUAACCGAACAGUACGAAGCGGUUGCCGCAGAAUUGGAAAACCAAAAGACCAACAACAGUAAGCUGAACGAUUUGUACAACGCUGUGGUCGACAGGUGUAAGUACCUGGAAGACAACGGCAACAACGAAAACGUGAGUUACUACACAAACAAACUGGAAGAAAUCACCGGUCAACAGGAAAUGGUUAUCGCCGAGAAAAACUCUUUGCAAUCCGAAUUAGAUGAAUCCAAUGCGACGUUGGACAACUUGCAACAACGUAUAGAAAUCAUAAUGGAAGAGUCGGCUAGAAAAGAAUCGGAACUCACCGAAAAAUUGACCGCACUAGAAGAAGAAAAUACCACGUUGAAACAAUAUCAGACAUACUUGGAAGAGCAGAUCGACACCGUGCAAAAAGCGUUGGCCCGCAAAGACCAGUACAUCAAGCAGCACGAGUUCAUGGUCGAUGAACUGACCAAAGACAAACGCAUGUUGGAGAAGUCGCUGAACACCGCGACGCACGUGCAGCCGUACAGAGAAGAAGAGAUGGAAAACUAUCGGCGUCAGAUCAAAAACUUGACGGCGUCCAUUGUGGACAUGAAAAACGCUUUCGCCAUCACCGAAGCCGCCUACAACAAAGAAAUGGAAGAAGUCAGGGAGGAGUUACAAACCCGAGAUAAGCUGUUGACGACGAAAAACAAAACCAUUCAACAGCAGGAUCAGACGUUGCGCUUGAUGAAGGAGAUGAACGCUACGGCGAGACCCACUUCCGUGCCGGAAGCCACCGCGAAAGUCAAACGCAAUAGUUUCACCGAGGAACAUACCAAAUGGCGUAAAAUUUACGAUGACAUCGAGUUGGAGUCUACAGCGUUUUCUGAUUCUUCGGCCAUUUACUGAACUUGCCUGGAUGUAAAAUAAAUUACGCUACGCCUGAUUACUACGCCUAAUUGAGUAUUGCCAUUUUUUUUUUUUUUUUUUUGGUUAGCAAUGCAAAGCCCGUUAACAUAACAACAAAUUUACCCUAAUACUUCUUGUUUUUUUAAGUACUUAACUUCACGAACCGGACUGGACCAAAUUGAAGAAUACUUAACCAACUAAUUAUAAAUACUCGACAAUAAUUUCACCCAACAAAAACCAUAAUUCUCUCUCUAAUCAACUCAUAACACCCCUUUUACACAAAAUAACAAACAACAUUCAUUUCACACCACUAUUAUUAAUGUAUAUACUUUAUUUUACCUGUUUCUCUUCAAAUAGCACCAUACAUUGUUUUUUUUUUUCCAUACCACAUUUGAAAGAGAAAAUCACUGCCAUAUUUUUCAUUAAGUAUUUAAUGUUAAAUAACUAAAAAUUAAAUU
This is a messenger RNA of Adelges cooleyi (spruce gall adelgid), 2520 nucleotides long. RefSeq lists its product as uncharacterized. Bases 578 to 2062 code for a protein of 494 amino acids. The record is from RefSeq and is a predicted model, not a curated record. NCBI's taxonomy places the organism in Eukaryota, Metazoa, Arthropoda, Insecta, Hemiptera, Adelgidae. The transcript has 10 exons.